AUGAGUUUUGGUUUCAGCGUGGGGGAUUUUCUAGCCAUCAUCGAGCUCUCGAUGAGAGUUCGGAAGGAAUUUGCAGACGCCCCGGCCCAGUUCCACGCCGUAUCUGCCGAGAUUCGGAGUCUCUCGAUAGUUCUUCAGGAUGUCGAUGCCUUCCUGUCACAUCAGAGCAUCAAUGGGUCACAGUUAGAGGCACUCAAGGAAGUCGCCAGCAGCUGCCGCACCGUACUUGGCGAUCUGGCGAAGCUCCUCAGCAGAUAUAUGUCCUUGAAUGUGCAGGGCCAGGGUGUUAAACGUAAGGUCAUAAGAGCCUGGAAACGCCUCGAAUGGGAGCCUAGAGAUGUCUGUGAGCUCAGGAGUCGCAUCACAUCGAACAUCGUGCUUCUCAAUUCUCUCGUUCAUGGGAUUAGCCGAGAUAAUACUGUCUACUUGGUACACGUCCAAGAGAAACGCGAGCAUCAGGAGAUCCUCGACUGGCUCACCAGCGUGGAUUAUGCGGCUCAGCAAAGCGACUUUCUUGGACGUCGACAGGCAGGAACAGGUCAAUGGUUCUUGAAAUCUCCACAGUAUGAAGCAUGGGCUUCUAACAGAGGCCAGAGCCUCUUUUGCCCCGGUAUACCCGGAGCCGGGAAAACGAUACUUGCCUCUGUCGCUGUUAACGACCUUGCCAGCCAACUCUCUUCAGACCUAUCUUUCGGCCUGUGCUACAUAUUCUGCAACUUCCGCCAAAAUAGCGAACAGAGUUUUGGCAAUAUAAUGCUGAGCCUGCUCAGACAGCUAAACCAAUAUACACAUUCGUUACCCCAGGCCGUGAUCAACCUCUAUGGCAGGCAUCAAGGCAAACAUACGAAACCUUCAACAUCUGAGAUAUGCGACGCCGUGGAAAGAGUUAUAUUGACCAAAUCUCGAACAUUCAUCGUCAUAGAUGCACUAGAUGAACUACAAAUAUCUGAUGGAAGCAGAUCAAAGUUGAUAUCGGCGCUAUUCAAUUUAAGAGACAAGUUCAGCGCCAACAUCUUGGUAACGUCCCGAUUCACACCUGAUAUCAGCCAAAGCUUUGAAGGCAGUCCAUCUUUAGAGAUUUCUGCAAGCUAUGCGGACAUAUUGACGUACUUGGAUGAACAAAUUCCUUAUCUUUCUGUGGUUAUCUCGGGCAACCCUGCGCUUUGCAACGAUGUGAAGCACUGUAUAGCUGAAAGCGUGAGCGGAAUGUUUCUUCUUGCUCAGCUUUACCUCGAUUCGUUGAGGGGCAAGCGAUCCCCAAAGGCAGUACGAGCUGCCUUGGGAAGCAUAUCCAAUAAGAUACCUGGGAACGAUGCAAUACAUGUUGCAUAUCGCGAUGCUAUGGAUCGGAUUUAUCGACAAAUGCGCGACCAGACAGACCUUGCUAUGGAAGUGCUAUUGUGGAUCACCUGCGCAAGAAGACCACUGUCUGUCAUAGAGCUUCAGCAGGCCCUGGCUGUUGAACUCAAUGAGGCAGCAUUCGACGAAGAAAACCUGACAAACAUUCAAGAAAUCGUGUCAGUUUGUUAUGGGCUUGUCACUGUUGAUACGGAGAGUAAUAUUGUACGGUUGGUUCAUUAUACUGCGCAACAAUUCUUCGAGCAAACCCAGAAAGAAUGGUUCCCUGCCGCAGACGAGCACAUCACGAAAGUAUGCAUUACCUACCUCUCAUACAAAGUCUUCGAAGAAGGACCUUGUAAGAGUAGACAGGAACUGAAGAACCGACUUAGCUCCUAUCCACUCUACGAGUACGCAACCGCCUUCUGGGGGUUCCAUGCCCAAAUGGCAAACAUGGUGAUUGAGUUCCUCAAUUUUCUACAAAAUGAGCCGAGGCUUGAAUCGGCUACUCAAGCAUUGAGCAUCAUGUUGAUUAGAUCAGGGCCACCCAUAGCACACGAUACCGGACUAAAGGUGAGAACUGCUACUGGCCUACACAUGGCAGCUCACUUUGGGUUCGAAGAAGCAGUCAGCAGACUCCUCGAGCUUUAUAAUCCUGACACCCGAGAUAGCGAUGGCUAUACACCUCUUCACUGGGCAACCGCUGUAUCUCGUCAAACUGUUCCCCUCUCCAUCGCCGCCUUGAACGAAGAUUAUGAUCUAGUCCACUUUUUCCUAGAGAAAGGCGCCGAUGUCAAUGCAGCUGACGAUGACGGGGUGACAGCGCUUAUGUAUGCUGCUAAAUAUGGUUCCGCGGAUGUGGUACGGCUUCUCAUUCAGCGAGGUGCACAUGUGAACGCAACGAACGACCGUGGACAGACAGCCCUUGCACUCAGAACCACCAGCGACAAGAUACUCACAGCUCUUCUUGAAAACGGCGCCGAUCCAAAUAUUGCCAGCGUAAGAGGUACCACGCCGUUGAUGAAUGCUGCCCGGGACGGUGCAAUCUCGUCGGUGAGGCAGCUGAUAGAAUAUCGGGCCGACGUUCACGCCAAAACUGAUGAAGGCUUCACGGCACUGGCCUACGCCGCCGAGUUCGGCAGAUUGGAUACAGUCAGCCUACUUCUUGAGUGCAAUGCGGACCCAAACUCACAGGAUAACAUGGGCCGUCCACCUGUAUUCUACGCCGUAGUAGGAGGGCACGAGGGCACUGCAGCCCUCCUUCUUUGUUGCCCCAACGUUGAUGUCACUAUAAAAGAUGUCUACGGCAACACUGUACUCUCGGUCGCUGCAAGAUUAGGUUGCGUCGGGACAGUAGUCACACUUCUUUCCUUGCUUGAUAUUGAACCUAAUCCGCGAGACCAGUUUGGACGAACGCCGCUGUGGUGGGCUCGGUAUCAGGGACAUGAUCGGAUUGUUACACUUUUGACUGCAGCUUCGCCGAGUGCCAAUGACGAACACGGGUCCGUGGCUAUUGCUGCUCAUCCAAGUAGUCAUCUUCAGGGUUAUUCAUUGUACUGCGAUGCAUGUCUGCUUCCCAUUCCGGAGGAAGAGUCAUAUUACAGGUGCAGGCUGUGCAAUGGAGGAAACUUUGACAUCUGUGUCUCUUGCCGAGACCUUGGCGCAGACUGCUUGAACAGCUUACACAGUUUGGUGGCCACGACAAAGCGUUAUGAGUAG
Molecule: messenger RNA, 3057 nt
Organism: Neoarthrinium moseri
Lineage: Eukaryota; Fungi; Ascomycota; Sordariomycetes; Amphisphaeriales; Apiosporaceae
Exons: 4
Coding region: 1-3057 (1018 amino acids)
Molecular function (GO): protein binding
Source: RefSeq, a predicted model, not a curated record